Molecule: messenger RNA, 3226 nt
Organism: Linum tenue
Lineage: Eukaryota; Viridiplantae; Streptophyta; Magnoliopsida; Malpighiales; Linaceae
Source: the annotation of a GenBank genome assembly
UGGGAGAAGUACCCUUCCAAUUAUACGAUCCUGCUCCCUGACGCUGGAUAGGACAAAGCAACUUGGCCCUAUGUUCCACGGACGGCACGAAAUGUAACACUCACCAUAUAAAACCAACCAAAAAAUAAGAACACUAAAAAAUAAGGGAAGAUUCCUAAUACAGUAAUACUGAAUGGGAUUGGCAGCCAAUAAGAACAUCAUCGCUGCCAUUGCUAAUCGCCCCCAAGAAUUUGUGCGUCAGCUCCCACUCCCAAUUAUCUCAACAACACCUCCCUUCUUACUACACUUCCCAACUGCUCACUCUCCGCUACUUCCUACUCUCACCAAGCUCGCACCUUGUCCAGCGCCCAUUGGAAGAGUUUCAGCUUCUGCGAGAAUGGAGGGUUCCAAAGCUGCUCCAGCCAAGACGCUGCCGCUGGGAUUGGACCCAACGAUGGAGGAAGAGUACGAAUCGCAGUCCAAGUUGCUCCGAGAGUUCGCUAGUAUCUCAAGCAUUGACAAGGCGUGGACUUUCAAGUCUGAGAAUGGAAUUGGUUCGCAGGCAAUGUUUGCAAUUAGCCAACCGAAUCUUCUGGCUAAUAAAAGGAGGAAAUCCAUUCUGUCUGCUAAUGUGUCAAAGGGGAGUAGCAGUUCAGUGAGCUUUCAGUGGGCACCAUUUCCUGUUGAGAUGACUGGUGUCGCUACAAUGGUUCCUUCCCCUUCAGGUUCCAAACUUCUAGUGGUUAGGAACCCAGAAAGCGAGUCACCUGUUCAGUUUGAAAUCUGGAGUCAGUCUCAAUUGGAAAAGGAGUUCCAGAUUCCACAGUCUGUUCAUGGAUCAGUGUACACUGAUGGCUGGUUCGAGGGGAUCUCAUGGAACUCGGAUGAAACUCACAUUGCAUAUGUUGCCGAGGAGCCAACUCCUGUCAAGCCGACAUUUGAUGGUAAAGGGUAUAAGAAAUGUGGUUCUGCUGAAAAGGAUUGUAAUAGCUGGAAAGGCCUGGGGGAAUGGGAGGAAGAAUGGGGAGAGACAUACGCUGGGAAAAGGCGACCUGUGGUCUUUGUUAUUGAUACUAGCAGUGGAGAGGUUCAGCUUGUUAAAGGGAUUGCAAAACAUUUAAGCGCUGGCCAAGUUGUUUGGGCUCCUUCUAUGGAAAGCUCGCCUCAGUAUUUGGUUUUUGUUGGAUGGUCAUCGGAAAGAGGGAAGCUUGGCAUAAAGUACUGCUAUAAUAGGCCUUGUGCUUUAUAUGCUGCCAGAGCACCGUUCUUUGGAUCAGAUGCCAAAAGUGAACAGAAAGAGAUUCCUGCUGUAGACUCAAAUGUGAUUAACGUAACUGAAGGCCUUGGUAGUGCUUUCUUUCCUCUGUUCAGCCCAGAUGGAAGGGUUCUAGUGUUUUUAUCUGCCAGUAGCUGUGUGGAAUCAGGUGCACAUUGGGGAACUGAAUCACUCCAUAGAAUUGAUUGGCCUUCUGACUUAAAGACACUCUCAUCUGCAAAAAUAGCUGAAGUGAUUCCAAUCGUUCAGUGUCCAGAAGAUGGUGGCUUUCCAGGGCUGUACUAUGCGAGUUUGCUUCGUCAUCCAUGGCUUUCUGAUGGAUCCACUAUAGUACUAAAUUCUGUGUGGCACAGCAGUGAGGUUAUACUAACUGUGAAUGUCUUAAGUGGAGAUUUGAAGAGAAUCAGUCCUGCUGACUCUAGUUCUGCAUGGCAUGCUCUUACACUGGAUGGUGACAACAUCAUUGCUGUUUCAAGCAGCCCAGUUGACCUCCCUGAAAUUAAGUAUGGGUACAUAGAAGUCCAAAAUGCUGCUUGGAAUUGGUCAAGCGUGCCUAGUCCCAUGAUUAGAUGCUCUGAAAGGGUUGAAUCACUGCUCUCGUCUCGUGAAUUUAGCAUUCUGAAUAUCCCAGUCAAAGAUGUGUCUGCUAACCUGCCAAAAGGCGCAAGUAAACCUUAUGAAGCAAUAUUUGUCUCUUGCACUUCCAAGAAAAGUGACGAGUUAGAUCCACUGAUUGUAGUCCUUCACGGAGGCCCACAUUCCGUGUCCGUAUCUAGCUUCUCCAGGAACCAUGCAUUUCUGUCAUCACUGGGUUACAGUUUGUUGAUUGUGAAUUACAGAGGUUCAUUGGGGUUUGGGGAGGAAGCAUUGCAGUCUCUUCCAGGAAAAGUUGGAACACAGGUGCAUGAUAUGCUUACGCCCCCACUAUGUUUUAAACAAUUCCAGUUGGCAAGUAAAUGGUUCUUGCUAUGAUGCUAUAUACAGUAAUACAGCUCCAUAUAACCUUCUUUGCCAUGCAUUCACAGGAUGUGAAUGAUGUGCUUGCAGCUAUAGAUCACGCCAUUGACAAGGGACUUGCUAGCCCCAAUAGAAUAGCUGUGGUUGGGGGCUCCCAUGGGGGCUUCCUCACAACUCACCUCAUUGGCCAGGCGCCGGACAAGUUUGCUGCAGCAGCUGCAAGGAAUCCGGUCUGCAACCUUGCAUCAAUGGUGGGGACAACAGAUAUCCCUGAUUGGUGCUACUUUGAAGCAUAUGGAAGUGAGGGGAAGGAUAAGUUUACCGAAGCAACUUCAGCUGCUGACCUAGCCAUCUUUCACAGCAAAUCUCCCAUUUCACACAUCUCUAAAGUCAAAACACCAACAAUCUUUCUCAUUGGUGCUCAGGAUCUCCGCGUUCCACCGUCCAAUGGCAUACAAUAUGCUCGUGCCUUGAAGGAGAAAGGGGUGGAGACAAAAGUUAUAAUCUUCCCAAACGAUGUCCAUGGGAUUGAGAGGCCGCAAUCGGACUAUGAGAGCUUCCUAAACAUCGGGGUUUGGUUCAAGAAAUACUGCAAAUGAGCUGCCCUUUUUGUUGCUGGAGAUAUAAAUCAUUCAGCAAUUUGUUAUUGCAUCAACUAUUAUAAGCGAACAUUGAAACACAAACAUUUUCUUAAUCAGUCCUGGAUGUCAAUGUUCCCACAUCCACCUUUGUAUAUUGAUUAAUAAACUGUUGUUGUCUUCAAUGGGAAUAAUUGCUGGCUGGUAUUUCCCCAAAAUAUUUCAGUUUGGUCCAUCCCUAAUUUUUUUUGCUUUGGAAGUCUUUUGGUAGGGGUGGGCAUUGACUUGGUCCAGAACCAUAUAAAAUUGAGAUAGACCGGAUAAACGAAAAAUGAGGACCAAAACCAAACCAAAAGUAUGUUUGAUUCAUUUGGUUGGGUUUUGUUCAAAUUCAAUUUUGGUCCAUUUUCUUCAUGUUUCAAAUAAUUCAUAGGAC